AAAACAAAAACAGAAAACGCGAUUUUUAAAAUUUUGCUGUUCAAAAGUGUGUAAUUGUCGGAAUUUUCGAGUAGUGCUUGUAAUAAAAAAUUUUCUUUUGAAAAAAUUAUAUAUGUAUAUCUAUAAGAGAAAGUUAAAUAUUUGAACCGACAAUAUCUGUUAAUACUCUAAUUAUAUGAAGUUAUUGAAUUUUCUGAUUUGUAAUGGUAGAAAUAAGGCAAAAUUUUCUACACUUUUGAAAAAGACUACAUCUUUGCCUUAUACCUACAGUUAUCUACUGCAGUCCAAUUACUCCAGCAAAGUCCAGCUUUCCAAAAAGAAUAUGUCAAAUUAUAUUUACCCAAAUAACACACCAAUCAUUCAGUUGGAUUGUGAAGCAGCGUUUAAUGAACUUACAGAAAAGGAAAAACAUUAUGCUCAUUACCUUUCUAAAGCUUGUUGGUUUGGUGGACUUAUUGAUUUGCUGCAAACUUCCCCAGAAAGUCCAUUAAUUUUUAUACUGAUUAAUAAGUUAUUUCAUAAUAAUACUGUGAGUGAACUGAAAGAGAUUGCUCUUAACAAAUGUGGAUUUACGGAGGAUGAUUUUACAGCCUUUUUGAUUUAUACUUGUGGGAUCUUAAGCAAUAUGGGUAAUUACAAAGGCUUUGGAGACACUAAAUUUAUUCCAAAUUUGGCAAAGGAUAAAUUUGGAAAAUUAGUGUUAUCCAGUCGCUUUGCUGCAACUUAUGAUGAGUAUGCUCCAAAAUUACUUUCUGAAUGUUUAAAAAAGAUUUAUUCUCUGAAAGACAAAGAGUGUUGCCUUGGUUUUCCUUAUAAGGGUACCACUACUUAUAUGUCUAAGAAUAUAACAGAAGAAGACUUAGAAGCAGUUAAAAAAUUCUUAAAAAAUCAAAAUUUGGAACCUUUUAAUACAAGAUUAUUCAAAACUGUUGAUGAUAAUGACAGAAUCAUAUAUGAAAUUCGCCUAGCAUCUAUUUUAAAAACAGAAGCAGAUAGUGCUGAUAAAGAAGAAGAUGAUGAUAGUGAUGAUGAGGAUCUCAUUAGUACUACAACUGUUAAUGGCCAUAGCUUUGUCAUUACUAGAGGAGAUUAUAGUAAACUCUUGAGACUUGUCAAUUCUAAUUUGAAGCACGCUAAGAAAUUUGCAGCUAAUGAAAAUGAAGAGGAAAUGAUUAGGCAUUAUGUAAAAAGCUUCCGUACUGGUUCAAUUGAUGCUCAUAAGGAUGGAUCUAGGUAUUGGAUAAGAGAUAAAGGACCCAUAGUAGAAAGCUAUAUAGGAUUUAUUGAAACAUACAGAGAUCCAUCAGGUAUAAGGGGAGAAUUUGAAGGUUUUGUAGCAAUUGUUAAUAAAAAGAUGAGUGCUAAGUUUUCAGAACUAGUAAAAUCAGCCGAAACAUUGCUUCCACUUUUGCCUUGGCCUAAAGAUUAUGAAAUAGAUACUUUUUUGCAACCUGACUUUACUUCAUUAGAUGUUUUAACUUAUGCAUGCAGUGGUGUACCUGCUGGAAUUUGCAUUCCUAAUUAUAAUGAAAUUCGCCAAUCGGAAGGUUUUAAGAAUGUUUCUCUUGGAAACACAAUACAUGUAAAGAUGACAGAACCACCAAAUUUUUUGAAUAAAACAGAUCAGGACCUUGUUAUGAAAUACAGAAAUUCUGCUUUUGAAAUUAAUGUAGGAUUGCAUGAACUUUUAGGCCAUGGUAGUGGGAAAAUGUUCAAAGAAAAAGAUGGUUCCUUUAAUUUUGACAAGGACAAAAUUGUAGAUUUUGUAACUAACAAAAAGGUAAGUAGUUGGUAUGAAGAGGGUGAAACAUAUGAUUCAGUGUUUGGCUCCUUGGGUUCAUCAUAUGAAGAAUGUAGAGCUGAAAGUGUUGCUUUGUAUCUUUGUGAUUCCAGUACUGUAUUAAAAAUUUUUGGCUAUGAAGGGGAAGAAGCAUCAGACAUAACUUACAUUAUAUGGCUAGGUAUGGCUCUUAAAGGCUUAGAGGGACUUGAAAUGUAUGAUCCAAAAACUGACUCCUGGCUCCAGGCUCAUUCUCAAGCCCGUUUCGUGAUACUUCAAGUAAUGCUAGAGAGUGGUGAUUUUGUAAAAAUUGAGAAGGUUACUGGUAGUGAUGAUAAACCAGAUCUUUUACUAACAGUUGAUCGUAGUAAGCUGGCAAGUGUUGGAAAGAAAGCAGUAGGAGACUUCCUUGGUAAAUUGCAGCUUUAUAAGUCAACAGCAAAUAUAACUGCUGCCAAAGAAAUGUAUGACAAAUACUCACUAGUUGGUUCAGAAGAAAACAAAUAUCCCUUCCUUGAAUACAGAGAAAUUGUUAUGGAUCGAAAGAAACCUAGACGAAUGUUUGUUCAAGCCAAUACAUAUAUUGAAGAUGAUAAGGUGAAAUUACAAACCUACCCAUCAACACCAGAAGGAAUGAUUCAGUCCUGGAUAAUGAGAUUUGAAAAGGUAGAUGUUGAUAACAUCUUAGAAGAAUUGUGGAAAAAAGAUAAACAACAUUUUUGAUGAAUUCAAUAAAAUCCUUGUCUAAUA
This is a messenger RNA of Argiope bruennichi, 2530 nucleotides long. Its product is annotated as dipeptidyl peptidase 3-like. Gene Ontology annotation, biological process: proteolysis. The coding region runs from base 176 to 2503 and encodes 775 amino acids. Gene Ontology annotation, cellular component: cytoplasm. Gene Ontology annotation, molecular function: dipeptidyl-peptidase activity; metalloexopeptidase activity. The transcript has 19 exons. The record is from RefSeq and is a predicted model, not a curated record. Lineage: Eukaryota; Metazoa; Arthropoda; Arachnida; Araneae; Araneidae.